AGUCUUCAAGCUGGCAAAAUCAUGGCCUACCCUCAACACGCUAAUUAAGAUCAUCGGUAAUUCGAUGGGUGCAUUGGGCAACUUGACCCUUGUCCUGGCCAUCAUUGUCUUCAUCUUUGCCGUGGUUGGAAUGCAGCUCUUUGGCAAAAAGUACACCGAAUGUGUCUGUAAAAUCUCCACCAAGUGUAAGCUUCCACGUUGGCACAUGUCUGACUUCUUCCACUCGUUCCUCAUCGUGUUCCGAGUCCUGUGUGGUGAGUGGAUCGAGACCAUGUGGGAUUGUAUGGAGGUGGCUGGGCAGCCCCUGUGUAUCCUGGUCUUCAUGCUGGUGAUGGUCAUUGGAAACCUCGUGGUACUCAACCUCUUCCUUGCCUUGCUCCUGAGCUCCUUCAGUGCAGACAACCUCAGCUCUCCAGACGAGGACGGGGAGAUGAACAAUCUCCAGAUUGCCUUGGCACGCAUCCAUCGCGGCAUCAGAUACCUAAAGAGGGCCAUCGGCGAAUCCUUCCAGAGCUUCUGCAAGGGGGCUGAGCCCUCAGUGGAGGGGAAGGCCAUGAUGGAGCUCCCAACCUACGUCUUCAAUCACACAGGCACCGAGAAAGGGAAAGAGUUGGAGUACAAGGACGGGAAUGGGACAGCCAGUGGUAUUGGGAAUAACAGCACGGCCAUGGGCAGGAUGAACGAAUCCAUGGCCAAUGACUUCAAAAUGGCCGACGGCGUGCCCAUAGCAGUAAUUGAACCGGAGUUAGAGUUUGUCGAAGAGGAGGAACAAAGCACCUUCACGGAAGUGGCAGUCAACGAGGAGAAGAUGGAUGACCUGACCAGUUGUUCUGAAGCCAGUACAGUGGACAUGAGGAGCAAAGGCGAUGAGGACGAGCACGUUUCAGAGCACACGGAAGAAGCUGUGGAUCCAGACGAAUGUUUCACUGAAGCUUGUGUCCGACGCUUCACCUGCUGUCAGGUGAACAUCUCGACCGGCUAUGGGAAGGUCUGGUGGAACCUGAGGAAAACCUGCUACAAAAUUGUGGAGCACAACUGGUUCGAGACGUUCAUCAUCUUCAUGAUUCUGAUGAGCAGUGGAGCUCUGACAUUUGAAGAUAUUAACCUUGAUAAGAAGCCAGUGAUAAAGACUGUGCUGGAGUACCUGGAUAAAGUGUUCACCUAUGUCUUUGUUCUGGAAAUGCUGCUCAAGUGGGUAGCGUAUGGCUUCAAGAGAUACUUCACCAAUGCCUGGUGUUGGCUGGAUUUCCUUAUUGUGGAUAUUUCUGUUCUUUGCCUUUUGACAAAGACUCUUGGUUACGACCAGUUUGUUGCCAUGAAAUCUCUCAGGACCCUGAGGGCACUGAGGCCACUGCGGGCCUUAUCCAGAUUUGAAGGCAUGAGGGUCUCUGUAGUCAGCCUUACGGCUAAUGCCCUGGGAUACGCUGAACUAGCUCCCAUAAAAUCUCUUCGGACACUCAGAGCUUUGAGACCAUUAAGAGCCUUGUCACGAUUUGAAGGGAUGAGGGUGGUAGUCAAUGCACUCAUUGGUGCCAUCCCGUCCAUCAUGAAUGUUUGCUUCGUCUGUCUCAUCUUCUGGCUCAUUUUUAGCAUUAUGGGAGUCAACCUCUUUGCAGGGAAAUUCUAUAAGUGCAAGAAUCUGACCAGUGGUGAAGCAAUUCCCAUUCACGUUGUCAACAACAAGAGUGAGUGCGACAUGCUCAACAGCACAGAAGUCCGAUGGCACAACGAGAAGAUCAACUUUGACAACGUCAUGAUGGGCUACCUCGCUCUGCUGCAGGUGGCAACGUUUAAGGGCUGGAUGAACAUAAUGUUCGCUGCCGUUGAUUCACGAAAUAUUGGUGAGCAGCCUGAUUAUGAGACCAACAAGUACAUGUAUGUGUACUUUGUAAUCUUCAUCAUAUUCGGCUCUUUCUUCACCUUGAAUCUCUUCAUUGGUGUCAUCAUCGAUAACUUCAACCAACAGAAGAGAAAGCUCGGAGGUCAGGACAUCUUCAUGACGGAGGAACAGAAGAAAUAUUACAAUGCCAUGAAGAAACUGGGUUCGAAGAAGCCUCAGAAACCAAUCCCCAGGCCUUUGAAUAAAUUCCAAGCGCUAAUCUUCGACCUAGUUACAAAGCAAGCCUUUGACAUUUUCAUCAUGUUCCUGAUCUGCCUCAACAUGUUGACGAUGAUGGUGGAGACUGACGACAUGGAUCAGUACAAGAAGAAUAUACUCUUCAUCAUCAACAUUAUCUUUAUUGUGCUCUUCACUGCUGAGUCCUCUCUCAAAAUUAUCGCCCUGAGGCAGUACUUCUUUACCAUUGGCUGGAACAUAUUUGAUUUUGUGGUGGUGAUCAUUUCCAUUAUCGGUAUCAUGUUGUCCGACGUCAUUGAAAAGUACUUUGUGUCACCGACGCUCUUCAGGGUCAUUCGACUGGCCCGGAUUGGGAGGAUACUCCGUCUUAUCCGAGGGGCAAAGGGUAUCAGGACCUUGCUGUUUGCCUUAAUGAUGUCCCUCCCCGCCCUGUUCAACAUUGGCCUCCUCCUGUUCCUGGUCAUGUUCAUCUACGCCAUUUUCGGAAUGGCCAACUUCGCCUACGUGAAGCAGGAAGAUGGCAUUGACGACAUGUUCAACUUCCAGACCUUCGGCAACAGCAUGAUCUGCCUGUUCCAGAUCACCACCUCAGCCGGCUGGGACGGCCUCCUGAGCCCCAUCCUGAACAGCGAGAGCCCGGACUGUGACCCCAAGAAGGAAAACCAAGGCACCAACGUGAAAGGGGACUGCGGCAACAAGUCCGUCGGCAUCGUCUUCUUCGUCAGCUACAUCAUCAUCUCCUUCCUGAUUGUGGUGAAUAUGUACAUCGCCAUCAUCCUGGAGAACUUCAGUGUGGCCACCGAGGAGAGCUCAGAGCCGCUCAGCGAGGAUGACUUUGAGAUGUUCUACGAGGUGUGGGAGAAGUUCGACUCAGAAGCCACCCAGUUCAUCGAGUACUCGGCCCUGGAGGAUUUCGCCGACGCCCUGAAGGAGCCGCUGCGGGUGGCCAAGCCGAACAAGAUCAAACUGAUCGCCAUGGACCUGCCGAUGGUGAGCGGGGACAGGAUCCACUGCCUGGACAUCCUCUUCGCCUUCACCAAGAGGGUGCUGGGAGAGUCCGGCGAGAUGGAUGCCCUCAAGCUGCAGAUGGAGGAGAAGUUCAUGGCGGCCAACCCAUCGAAGAUCUCCUACGAGCCCAUCACCACCACCCUGCGGAGGAAGCAGGAGGAGGUCUCUGCCACGGUUAUCCAGCAAGCGUACAGGAGACACCUCCUACGGCGCUCGGUCAAACAAGCCUCCUUCAUGUACCGGCACAGAACCAGCGACGUCAACGUGGUGGUGGAGGAGGCCCCGGAGAAGGAAGGGCUGAUCGCGACGAUGAUCAAGGAGCACUACGGCCCCGAGUUGGAGAGAUCAGAGACCAUGUCCUCCUCCUCCUCUCCGCCAUCUUACAACAGCGUCACCCGGGCGGUCAGCGAGAGCGUCGAAGUUAAAAUCUUCGACCCCGAGCCUGACGGGCAAACUGAUCCAAAGAGAAGCCUCGAUAAAGACAGGGAAUCCUUGGUGUAAAAGGGGAAGCGAGCUCUCUCAAGACGUUCUUGUUUACGCACUCACACCCACCCACACCCAAAAUAAAAAAAAAGACCGCGACACAAAGUCAUUUGUACCAGUUAGAUGUGGAAGAUUACAGAGCGAGAAAAUUUUAAAAAAAAGACGAGGCUUUUGUUUUGCCUCACUUCUUCAGCGACCUCUUCAGAGCACGUGACGUGACUGACCUCUGACCUUGGUUCUGAUGGCUUUGCUUUAAGCUUCAAACAACGAGAGAUUUGGAGGGACUGCACACAAAGUCGUGGCACUAACACUGGUAAUAGACAAGGCUGGGGGCAGAACUCAGCAGCAUGAGGCCCCCAGUAUUCACAAGCGACAGUGACUGACUGCACACAUUUAUUUGAAAUAUCAUUAAUGAUGGUGUGUCUCCUCCUGGUUAUGUAUGACCUGCACUCACAAUUAUCACAAGUUCUGUAGCAAAUGUAACACUUAUUGCAUAUGUUAUGGGUCUUUCAUAAAUUUAUUAUAAUAUUUGAUAUUUUUCUA
Messenger RNA from Chiloscyllium plagiosum (whitespotted bambooshark), 4111 nucleotides. The record is from RefSeq and is a predicted model, not a curated record. NCBI's taxonomy places the organism in Eukaryota, Metazoa, Chordata, Chondrichthyes, Orectolobiformes, Hemiscylliidae.